Molecule: messenger RNA, 746 nt
Organism: Jatropha curcas
Lineage: Eukaryota; Viridiplantae; Streptophyta; Magnoliopsida; Malpighiales; Euphorbiaceae
Source: RefSeq, a predicted model, not a curated record
CCACUUAAUCUCUCUAUAUAUUUGGAGCAUCCAGAUGCAUCAUAGGGUUAGGGUUUUACUCAGUGGCGGUUGCCUCUUAUAAUCUUCACCUUCGAAGCUCAAGAAACCCUCGUCGCCGUCGAAGAAACUCGUCUCUGCAACCAUGGGGAAGACACGUGGUAUGGGAGCUGCCCGCAAACUGAAGUCCCACAGAAGAAGGCAAAGGUGGGCUGACAAGGCAUACAAGAAAUCCCAUCUUGGUAAUGAAUGGAAGAAGCCAUUUGCUGGCUCUUCCCAUGCCAAAGGCAUUGUUCUUGAGAAGAUCGGUAUUGAGGCCAAGCAGCCUAACUCUGCUAUCAGAAAAUGUGCUAGAGUUCAACUGAUUAAAAAUGGAAAGAAGAUUGCUGCUUUUGUACCAAACGAUGGUUGCUUAAACUAUAUUGAGGAGAAUGAUGAGGUUUUGAUUGCUGGAUUUGGACGAAAGGGUCAUGCAGUCGGAGAUAUUCCUGGAGUUAGGUUUAAGGUUGUGAAGGUCUCUGGUGUCUCUCUUCUCGCACUCUUCAAGGAGAAGAAGGAAAAACCAAGAUCUUAAGUUUGCUAUGGAGAGUUUAUCUACUGUUAUAGUUUAUUGCUAGUUCUUUUUGCGGUACUGGGAAUGUUUCUCUAUGUUUUUAAGUGGAUCUGUUGAAAACGAUUUUUAUCUUUCUAGUUAUUGUACUGAAUCUCUCUGAUUUCAAUUUUUGUUCAAGAUUACAUGUUCUAGUUAA